AUGGGUCCGACCAGAACGAUCAGGCGUCUAUUGGUCGCCAACAGAGGAGAAAUUGCGAUUAGGAUAUUGACCACCGCCCGAGAGCUGAACAUUCACACGAUCGCUGUGUACACCGAAGACGAUGCCAAUCACGCCGCAUACGCCGAUGAAGCUCUACUUCUCCAAUCACCAUCCGACUUUACCGACAUCUCGAAGGUCGUCGAGCUCGCAAUAAGUGCAAACGUCGACUCAGUCCAUCCAGGUUAUGGUUUUCUUUCGGAGAAUGCAGACUUCGCUUCCGAGCUUGACGAGAAAGGCAUGCGCUUCGUCGGACCAAGCUCAGACAUAUUACGGCAGACAGGUGAUAAGCUGGCAGCACGACAACUCGCCUUGUCGAACAAUGUCCCCGUUCUACCAGCAUCCGAUAAUGCUACCUCAAACCUGGAAGAGGUGCGAGCUUUCGCCUCCAGUGCUGGCUAUCCCAUCAUGAUCAAAGCCGUGGACGGUGGCGGCGGACGAGGUAUCAGGCUAGUUCGUUCACCUAAUGAGCUUGACGACAGCUUCAAACGGGCAUGCGGAGAGUCUCCAAGUGGCCAGGUAUUUCUUGAGAAAGCUGCAGUUGACGGCUUCCGCCACGUAGAGGUGCAAGUACUGGGAGACGAGUAUGGAAAUGUUUCGCAUCUAUGGGAGCGGGAGUGUAGCAUCCAGCGGAGGUUCCAGAAGAUUGUCGAGCUUGCGCCAUCAAUGAUUCCUGAUAGGGCGGUCGUCAGACAGGUCAUCGACGGGGCUUUGAGGAUGGCGGCAUCAGUUGGAUAUGCGUCGCUCGGAACAUUCGAAUACUUAGUCCACGAGUCCAAGCCAGAAUUCUACUUCCUCGAGGUCAAUCCAAGACUUCAGGUCGAGCACACAAUAUCGGAAGAGAUCGCUGGAGUCGACAUCGUCCGUUGCCAAAUUCUGCUUGCGCAAGGACUGUCGAUAGCAGACUUGGAACUUCCAGAUACCUCAAUUGCGCCUCGUCAGCAAGCCAUCCAGCUCCGGAUCACUGCUGAGGACCCGGCCAAGAAUUUCACUCUCAGCAUGGGCCGCAUCACCGCUUUCUCGCAGCCGAGUGGACCCGGUGUGCGGAUAGACACGCAUUUGAGUAGUACGAAGCCUACGGCUGUCGGGUCUUCCUAUGACUCGCUUCUGGGUAAGCUGAUCGUACGCUCGCCGACGUUCGAAGGCGCUGGACAGAAAGCACUGCGAGCGCUACGCGACACUACCAUCACAGGCGUGACGACCAACUUGACCUUCCUCAUGGGCGUCGUAGCAUCUCCAGCCUUCGCGCAAAAGAGCUGCUCGACAAGGUGGCUAGAAGACAAUUUGAACGGUAUCAUUGCGUUGGGGAAGGAGACGGAGGCGCAAGGCAGCCUGGCCUCAAAAGAGCCCUACCUUGUCUCUUCGACGACGGAGACCACAUCCGCCGGCACAGCAGGUCUUGGAGCUGCAGGAGUACUGUUCCGAAAAGGCGAUGCUUUCAAGAUGGAGCUUACAGGAGCUGGCCGGGCCAACGACCGCAGUGCGCAGCGAGAAGAGCACCUCCUUCGGAUCGACCGCGUACUGAUGAACGACUUUCCAAAUCAAUUGACAGCCGACAUGACAUUCAGCACUGCGUCGAGCUCAAAGUCGUAUGCUGUCAACUUCACCUCCACUACACAGACCAGCGUGGCGUCGUCGCGGCAUCGAUAUGCAUCGGCGUCAGAUCCGACGCACAUCGCCCUGCCGUUCCCUGGACAGAUGGUGGAGGUGCUUGUCGAUGAAGGAGAUGUUGUGAAAGAGGGUGAGGUGCUGUGCGUGGUUAGGCAAAUGAAGAUGGAGCUUGAGGUACGGGCGCCUUGGGCUGGGACGGUGAAAUGGGUGAAUGAUGUCGAGGACAGUGAAACUGUCAACGAGGGCCUCUUGGUCUGCGAAUUGAUUCCGGCAGAGGAGAAGAACCGUCGGAGGGCUGCGAGUGUGUUCAAGCUUUGA
This is a messenger RNA of Saxophila tyrrhenica, 1986 nucleotides long. RefSeq lists its product as uncharacterized. The transcript is spliced from 3 exons. The record is from RefSeq and is a predicted model, not a curated record. Lineage: Eukaryota; Fungi; Ascomycota; Dothideomycetes; Mycosphaerellales; Extremaceae. Gene Ontology annotation, molecular function: metal ion binding; ATP binding. The coding region runs from base 1 to 1986 and encodes 661 amino acids.